Molecule: messenger RNA, 3016 nt
Organism: Pipra filicauda (Wire-tailed manakin)
Lineage: Eukaryota; Metazoa; Chordata; Aves; Passeriformes; Pipridae
Gene: NDP
Product: norrin cystine knot growth factor NDP
Exons: 4
Coding region: 1059-1505 (148 amino acids)
Biological process (GO): Wnt signaling pathway
Source: RefSeq, a predicted model, not a curated record
CAUCAAUUCUUGUGAGCAUGCCGGGCUCCUGCCUGCAGCUCUGUGCUGCUCCUGGCUGUAUGUCUUUGGAGUGAAUGGACAGGCUGGACUCUGCCCUGAAUUCAUGGAGAGAGCGCUGGUACCGCCAACACCCUCUUUGUCACACUGCAACAGGGCUCUAUGAGCACAGGCAAGCCAGUUAGUUUAAAGCCGGACUGUUUACUUUUAUCACUCCUUACGCAUGCUGUGCUCUUGCCAGUCAUCUGCUGGAGUGCUUGGAAUAAUUUGAAACAACAGGCAACAUUUAUUUCUAGCUUUGUGUGUCACGCUUCGCGGGAGCACUCUUAAUUUGCACAUUAUUAUUUACCCAAACUUCUGCGAGGCUUUCCCUAUGGGCUGGGCUGGUUGUGCAUUAGGACAGAUUUAACAUACACUCUUGAUUGGCUGAAACCUGUGAGGGAAGCCACGGUGUUUGCCUUUGCUGUAAUGCCGAGGGGUAUAUUUAGUAGGUAGCCGACCCCGUCAGCGUGACACGUAAUGCGGCGUGGCUGUGCAGCCGGGAGCUGACAGGGAGGAUGCUGCAGGACCCCAGACCGCCAGCCGAAGGAGAGAGGGAGGCUUUCCUCCGUUCCCGGCAGAUCAUUUCCCUGUGUGUCACCGCCAGAGGCACGAGUAUAGCUGUUCUCUGUUUCUUUGGGACAAAAGAAGAGUUUCACUGUUAUGAGCCCAGUGACAAAGUGUCAGUGUAGUGGCACUGCGAGGCUCGGGAGCGGACACUGCCCCGGGGGAUCCUGGCUGAGGAAGAGAGCCCCGUCUCCCUGCUGGGAUUCAGAUGCUGCGUUUUAAUUGAUGUGGAAGAGAUUGACACUGAACAAGUGCUGCCUGACAAGUAAGCAGCGGUCUUUUUGGUCAGGGUUGUGAUUUAUGCUGCUUUUAUCCCAGCUGGGCAGAGAGAUCCUUUGAUGGAUUACAAUCUCGGCAAACUCCAACGCGAGAAGAAGAAUGACAGCUAAGACACUUAAACCAGACUUUUCACCAUCCUGGAAAGGAACUGGCUUCCAGGAUUUGGAGUUUUUUUAAUGCUCUACCUCCCUCUGCUGUUACCAGCGAGAAGUUCCUCGACAAUGGGAAAUCAUGUACUCGCGGCUUCGAUUUCCAUGCUCUCGCUCCUGGCGAUGAUGGGAGACACGGACAGUAAAACAGACAGUUCCUUCAUGAUCGACUCCGACCCCAGCCGCUGUAUGAGGCACCACUACGUCGACUCCAUCACCCACCCCCUCUACAAGUGUAGCUCCAAGAUGGUGCUGCUGGCUCGCUGCGAGGGGCGCUGCAGCCAGACAUCGCGCUCGGAGCCGCUGGUCUCUUUUAGUGCGGUGCUGAAGCAGCCCUUCCGCUCCACCUGCCACUGCUGCCGCCCCCAGACCUCCAAGCUGAAGGCCAUGAGGCUGCGGUGCUCGGGGGGCAUGCGGCUCACGGCCACCUACCGCUACAUCCUCUCCUGCCACUGCGAGGAGUGCAACUCCUAGGGGCGGGUGCCACAGCAGGGAGGGGACUGGCGUGCUGCCGGUGGGAAAGGCUCCCAAGAAACAAUCCAGAGUCAAGCCGAUGCUCCCAGCACACGAUUGCAGCAAGGACAGGACUAACCAGGCUGGAAUGAAUCUGAGAGCUGAAGUGUAAAAUACCCUGGGGUGCUGGAUGGUGGAUGCUGGUACCACGGUGUACAAAGGAGAAAGGGCAAGGACUUGUUUUUGAGAAGCCUUUCUUUUUUUCUGAAAGGAUAUUUUUGAGAAUUCUUCUUUUUCAGGCUCAGAUCUGACUACAGAGCUUUUACUGCUGGCUAUGGGCAGCAGGGGAACAGAGAGGGAGGUCAGCUGGAUGACAGCACUGAGCUCUGGAAGCUGAUACGUUCAGACAGAGGAUGGGCAUCAGUUCCCACAUACAACCUCUUAACCUAUCAAUUUAUUCUCAGUUUCCUACUUAUACUGGCCUUCAAAACAAACUGUGCUGUUGGCAAGGGUCAUGUGUUACUGAUCUAGCAGCCAAGUGCUGGAUGACUUUAACUGUGGUUUAGCAGAAAUUAUAAAUAAACCAUUGAAAAGUGAACUGGAUCUGAAAUGCCAUGCUGGGAAUAUCCAGCCCUAGCCAGCUGAAAUGAUUAUUUGCACCAUGUGUCAUCAGAGUUCAGUGUUUGAGUGACUCUUGAGAAGUGAAAGGUCAUGAGAUUCACUAUUACCCUCUAAAAGCCUAGAAAGGUGACACAUCACAUCUGUCACAAAGGCCAUUAUUCAACCUCUAAAAACUAAUAAAAUAUUAAAAUAGCACAUACUAAAUGGAAACAUUUCUUAACUUAACUUAGACAUAUUUAUGUACAGAACCAGAGCCACCAAAAUGAUGACUAAACCUAGGACUUAUUUUCAUCUAUAGCUCUUAGGCCAUUGAGCAAAUACUAUUUUGCCUUUUAAAGGCAGACAAUCCCAAACACAGGGAAAUCACACUGAUGUCCCUGUAGGAAGUUUAAGGCAGAGUCUGAGUCCCAGUGUUACCCAUUCAACGGCAAGGGCUGUGUUUCAAUUUACUCAAUGAUCUGCUGCUACUUGGUGUCCUGUCUGACUCACCAUUUGGCUUGGCAGCUGGUCCCUAUGCCCACUUGUCCUUUGUGCUCACACAAGGAUGUAAGAGGCUGAGGUGGGGUUAGCACAAGCCUACAAUCUGUAGGAGAAGCUGUCCUACAGCCAGGACAUCAGAGCUGUGGGGUGUUGCAGAGCAUGGGUAGCCAGUGGUUCUCUGCAAGAAGCGAGGCCAUGAGCUGCUUUCCCCUGCAGGACCAUUGCAGAAAGAAAUGCCUCGAGGAGCCGGGUGAAUUGCAGCGUUCGGUAGGGUAUAAGGAUCUCAAAAUAACAGGGGAUCCGAAGUUUGGGAAUGGUAUUUGGUAUUUGCAGAGAAACUCUGUCCCUCCUCCAUUAACAUGAGAUGUUAAGGAAGGUUCAUUCACAGUCUCUUGUGUCUGCAAGGAAACAACAUAAUUGUUCUUGUCUAA